AUGUGGCACAGCAAGAAGGCGAAAGGCGGGAAACACGGAGGCAAGAUGCUCGCUUGCUUCGGUGGAACCAUCCCCGUAGAGGCCUCCAGCUCUUUCGCAGACGGUCGCCAGAAAUCGCUCAAGUCGCACGAAGGCCUGCGAAUGGCCGCGGCGACACUUGAUGACAGCGACCAUGACGGCGACCAUCUCACGACCGCCAAGCGGGAUCAUUCCCCUUUCUCUCAGGACAAGAGAAAUGUUCUUCUUUCGACAGGUGGGACCCGCGUCUUCCCAACCAACGAAUCCCCGAAUCCACGUCAGCCGUUUUCCUCAGCCAACGGACCCACGUGGCCGGAUAAGUCUUUGUCGCAGCCGAACCCUAACACGGAGGCCGCCGCCGCGGCCGCUACAGCCAAAGCCGCAGCGGAAGGUAUUCUCCCGCCUCUCGGUGCUACCGAAGCUAAGUACCUUCGACAUAGUCACCAGCUGAAUCACCCCCCUCAUCUUCACCACCCGAAAGCUGUCACGCCGGAUGCUGACGUGGCCGCCGCAACCGCCAUCGCUGCGGCGGCCAUAGUUGGGCCUGCUGCUCCUGUCGCGCCGCUGGUACAGCAGGGGAUAGAUGCUUCUGGGAAACCCGCAAAACCCGUGAAGCCGCUUAGUCAUCAUACUAACGGCGGGACAGGCAGAUCCGGUGGGAGAGAAGGGGAGAAGGUGCAAGUCGCGCGAUUUAAGGAAGAGGAUGAGGACGAGGAGGACACCUCAUGCAGCAGCGAGUCCGCGAGAGCCGCCGGAUCUUCCGUGGGCUCCUGCGAGAGCACGUGUGUCCGAGUGCCUCGUGGCGGGAUGGGGUUUGGCGCGGGAAUCGCGGAGGGCAGCGAGGAGCUGGACGAGUUGAGGCUUGAAGUUGCGGAGUUGAGGCGGCGGGUGGCGAGGCACGAGGAGGAGGCGAAGAAGCUGCGAGAUGAGGUGCUCUAUCUUCGCGCUUGCGGCUAUGAGAUGCACUUAGCUAAGAGCCAGCAGCAGCAGAGGCGCGUUCUCACACCAGCAACCAGCUCCUCACGGUUACCGCUCCAGGAUGUAGGUAACCUCCCGGCAGCCGUGCCUGGGACCAUCAUGAACACGUUCGGGAACCCUGAGAACGCGAUGUCGAGCUUAGAGAUGAUGAUGGGGAUGCGUAUAGCGGGGAUGGCGGAAAACGCAGAGCUUAGGGGAUCUGGAGUCGCAGGAGGAGGAGUCGGAAGGGUAGAUGAGGGAUCAGCGGUAGAACUAGCCGCAGCAGGAGCGGAAGCUGGGAAGGCAGGACGAGGAGGGGAGCAGCAGGCGCAGGGGCAGAAGGAAAACAGGGAGAAUAGGCAGCCUGGGAACGGUUCGAAUGGGUUGAGCGGUUUGAACGGUUUUCAGGAACGAGCCAGUCCGCGAGGAACGGGUGGGGUGGAGGAGAGAGGGCGUGUGCUGCAGGAUAGGGGGUUUGCAGGCGUGCAAGACAGGGGGAGUACGGGCGUGCAAGACAGGGGAAGUACGGGCGUGCAAGACAGGGGAAGUACGGGCGUGCAAGACAGGGGAAGUACGGGCGUGCAAGACAGAGGAAGUACGGGCGUGCGGGAUACGAGGGGUAAUGCGAGUGGUGGUGAUGGGCUGUCCGUCCUGCCUCCCCUGUGGGCAUCCGAUUCCCCUUCCAAAGAGAACAGUCACAGGGAGGGUGGUGGGGCUCGUGGUGGUGGUGGUGGUGCUGCUGCUGCUGCUGGGGAAGCUGAUGUGGCGGUGGCGCCAGCAGUUCUUUUCUCUCCUCGUCCCGCUGCCACGUCAGCAUGCCCUGUCCUGCCAGCUCGGCCUGCCACGCCAGCAGCCGUCGCGCGGCCGCCGGUGUACAGCGGGCGAGCGAGUCUGGAGAAGAUGAGGCCGCCGCCUAUAAAGGGGAUGCCGCUGCCGUGGGAGUCGGUUGAUGACGUGGCGAAUCUGCAGGCUGGGAUUGGCUGUCAGGCUGCUGCUACUGCUGCUGCUGCUGCUGCUGCGGGGAAAGAGACAAGGGCGUGUGCAGGAGGAGAAGCGGUAGGAGAGCAGGGGAAGCAUGGAAUACAAGAGGAGGAAGGUGAUCAGGGUGUUGUCAGGAGUGUGGAGGGUGGGUCGACUGCGGUGGGAGGUGCGGGGCUGGCAAGAUCGGGUUCGGGAAGCAGUGCGGUGAAGAGCGGUGGGAGGAGGAGCGGGCCUGCUUUGGUGUGGCGAGUGGUGAACGGAGAGGGUGUGUGGACGCUGGCUGGGAUGGAUGGUUCACAGGAACAGGAAAGUCAGAGUGCUGUGGUGAUAGGUGCUGCCAAUGCCCCUCGUGCUGCUGUGCCUGAUGAUGGUGAUGCCGCUGCUGGUUCUGCCACUCCUCGUGCUGCCGCUGCUGCUGGUUCUGCUGGUGCAGUGGGUGCAGCAGCUACAGCAGCAGCAGCAGCAGCAGCAGCAGGAGCGGCAGCAGCAGCAGCAACAGCGGCGGCAUCAGGAGUAAAGGCAGUAGCAGCAGUGGACCACGGUUCGGCAGUGAAAGCAUGGCUGGAUGGGACAGCAGGGAGCCUGAUACAGUCACCCUCGGUAGAUGAACCGGCAUGGGCAGUGGGCGUGUGGGAGGAGGCAGGAGUGAGCGCGGAGCAGGAGGCACUGCAAGGGUAUCAUCAGAUGGGGACGUGUGAUAACGAGCUGAAGCUGACUUCUGAGACGUCUCAAAAGAUGUGUGAUAAUGAGCUGAAGCUGCAUCCCACAAAUCCCUUCCUCUCCCCUCCUCCUGCUGAUACCUUGCUUUGGGAAGAGCAUGGCGCUCCCAUUGCAGCAUCCGCGUUACAGGUGGGCCCGGUAGAGGCAGCAGCAGCUGCUCCCGAAACAGAGUGCUAUCUGGCUGAGGACCGACCAAAGCACGAGCAGCAGCAGCAGCAGCAGCAGCAAGUAACAGCGGGGGUGCAGGUUCACCCGGGAGAGAGUGCUGACGCAAGACCGACAAUGAAGAGCGCAAUGAAGGGCGCUUCUCCUCGCACUGCUGCUAACGCCACACUCCCUGCCACAAUCCCCCCUGCCACACCUCCCCCUGCCACACCCCCCUCCGCUGAGCCUUCCGCUACUGCUCCCACCACUCCCCUUGUUCACGCGAGUACCCCAACUCCCGGACUGGCCAAUCCCGCUUCGCCAGCUGGACUGCCAGGUGGGCUGCCAGCUGGGCUGCCAGCAGGGCCGGAGGCGAAGCCAGCCCUAUGGGCGGCAGCAGUGGCAGCGGCGACAAUGAUGACCCCCACCGCUGCCCGGAUCUCGGACCUCCUCUUUGGCUCCUCCCCCCCUCCCUCCGGUCCUUCUGACCCCGCCCCUCCCUCUGGCCCGACUCCUCACUCUGCCCCCUGUGGCCCCAACCCCGCAUCUGCUCUCUCUCCGCCCUCGGAUAGUUUCUCUCUGGGUGUGAGCCAGGGCGUGAGGGGAGGGGUAGGGGCGGCAGGAGCAGAAGGGGAGAGCGUGGGGGCGAGGAGGCGGGGAGUGGGCGAGUCGGAUAGCUCGCUCACUCUGGUGCGAGGGGCGUCGUGCCGAAGCUCUGUUGACACGCCCGUGUUUGCAGCAGGUGCUGGUGCUGGUAGCCGUUCCUCCCUGCCUGCUAUGGGGGGUGAAGGGCGAGGGGAUUGGGAGGAGGAGAGUGAGGGGGAAGAGAGUGAGGAAGAGAGUGAGGAGGGGGAGAGUGAGGAGGAAAGCGAAGGGGAGGAGAGCGAGGAGGAGAGUGAGAGCGAUUACAGUGAAAAUGGUAGUGGUAGCGAUGAGGAGGAAGAGGAGGAGAGGGGUGAGGUUGGGAAAGUGGGUGUGGGAGAGAAGAGUGCCACAGAGGACGACAGAAGCUGUACCAGCUUCCUCUCCUCAGGUGGGGCCACUGCUGCGGCGUCAGCCCUCUCAGGUGAAUUCUCAGGUUUCUCAGGUGAACUCCACGCGUAUGCAGCAGACGCAGCAGUGAAUAGGCAGGGGCCGCAGGCGGACGCAGCAGCGAGGGUGGGGGAGAGAGAUGCGCAAGGCGGGGUUGGGGGUGGGGAAACGGACGGGGUUAGGUUUCAGUCGAUUCUCUGCAAGAGCAAGUCGCCUAUGGAAGCUUCCGAGACGCUGCAGGUUGCCGCAGGUGGGCAUGGUGGUGGUGGUGCAGCAGCAGAGAGUGAGCUUGUGCCCGAGGUGGCUAGAGAAGGCACAGGUGAUGCUUCUGAUAGGGAGAUGGCAGGGGACUCCCUUGGGUAUACCGAUCAGGGUGCUGGGGUAGGGAUUCAUGGGAAAGAUGAUGCAGCGAGGAAAGAGGAGAAGGCUGGUGAGUUGGGGAGGAGGGAAGAGGGCGGGGGAGAGAUGGUGGAGGGUGAGGGGAAGAAGGAGAGGGCGUGGAGGAAGGAGAGUCCCUUCGGGAAGAGGAGGGCAACAGGAGUGGUGCAGGAUUCAGAGCGACGGGAGCGCGGGGUGGAUGGAGGGCGAGGGUUGGUGGAACGGGAUGCCUAUCAGGAGAAGGGGCACAGGGGCAGGAAUCCGUUUUCAAGUGGGGAUGAAGACAUGAGCUUUGACGAGGGGGAUGCAGCGCGCUUCCGGAUUACGGCAAGCGUCGCGAUGGCGACGUUGUUGUCGUCGUCCCGUUCGCCGUUGCUCGCGUUUCUCGUCGUCGCUGUCCUCGUUCUCGCGUGCGCCUCUAGCGCGGCGUACGCGCAGUAUUCGGGGAAGUUCGCCGUACGCGCUAUAGAGAACGCGCUGCGGAAGAAGAGGCUGACGACGGCCAUCACGUACUUCAGAAAAAGCGGUUUCAACAAAACUCUUGCGGAGAGGCUGCCCACGGGCAAGUAUACGUUUCUGGUGCCAAUCAACAGCGGGUGGAACAAGAUGAGCACCUGGGCGCGCGGGCAGAUCCGAAGCAACAACACGCGGCUCUGGCAAAUCUUCGCUUAUCAUUUCAUAAAGGAGCGGUACACCAAAGUCCAACUCGCGUGGUAUCCGCCUGGAACUGAGCUACCAACGGGGAUGGGGAAACAGGUCAUCCGCCGCCUACCCACCAAGGACCCCCAGUAUGCCAAGCCGGGGCAACAUCGGGGAGCAUAUAUCGAAAUGGGUGAAAUUUUCCAAGAUGGCCAUGUAAUUGUGCAUGGGGUCAACAACGUCCUCGUUCCUAAUUUUAAGCGCCUCAAUGCCUUUUCCCCUGUAGAAAUGGAGACGCGAAGGUUCAUCGGUCCGGUGCUCCUGCUCGCGGUGUUGCUGCUCGGCGCUCUCGUCGCGGCGCGCGCGCAGUACUCUUCGGCGAACGCGCUGAAACAAAUCGAGGCUGCUCUUCGGAGAAAGAAAAUGACGACGACGAUUACGUACAUGAGGGAAUGCGGAUUCAACAACACUCUUGUAAAGAAUCUGCCUACAUCGCGUGCGACGCUGCUCCUGCCGAUGAACACCGGGUGGAACAAGCUCAGCGCGUAUACGCGAAACCUGAUUCGCAAGGACCCCACCAAGAUGUGGCAGGUGUUCGCGUACCACAUGCUGGCGGGCCGUUACAUGUAUAAGGAGCUCGUUAAAAUCCCCUACAACAAACUGAUUGGGACUGGCCAUGGGGACUUCAAAGUCAGGCGGUUCCCGACAAAGCUCGCUCAAUUUGGGAAACCGGGCACGCAUGGUGGUGCCUAUGUCAAGGUGAACAAUGUGUAUCAAGACCCCCACGUGGCAAUACACGGUGUCAACAACGUUAUGGUUCCCUUAUUCACUGAGUAG
Closterium sp. Yama58-4 is the source of this 5706-nucleotide messenger RNA. The record is from the annotation of a GenBank genome assembly. NCBI's taxonomy places the organism in Eukaryota, Viridiplantae, Streptophyta, Zygnematophyceae, Desmidiales, Closteriaceae.